Cynocephalus volans (Philippine flying lemur) is the source of this 2710-nucleotide messenger RNA. It is a transcript of the gene LIN9, whose product is annotated as lin-9 DREAM MuvB core complex component. Gene Ontology annotation, cellular component: nucleoplasm; transcription repressor complex. The record is from RefSeq and is a predicted model, not a curated record. Gene Ontology annotation, molecular function: DNA binding. The transcript has 16 exons. NCBI's taxonomy places the organism in Eukaryota, Metazoa, Chordata, Mammalia, Dermoptera, Cynocephalidae. The coding region runs from base 1 to 1770 and encodes 589 amino acids. Gene Ontology annotation, biological process: regulation of transcription by RNA polymerase II; regulation of cell cycle; DNA-templated transcription.
AUGCACCGCGGCGGGCAGCCUUUGAAAAAGCGGCGCGGCUCGUUCAAGAUGGCGGAGCUCGACCAGUUGCCUGACGAGAGCUCUUCAGCAAAGGCCCUUGUCAGUUUAAAAGAGGGAAGCUUAUCUAAUACAUGGAAUGAAAAGUACAGUUCUUUACAGAAAACGCCUGUUUGGAAAGGCAGGAACACAGGCCCUGCUGUAGAAAUGCCUUUCAGAAAUUCAAAACGAAGUCGACUCUUUUCUGAUGAGGAUGACAGACAAAUAAAUACAAGGUCACCUAAAAGGAACCAGAGGGUUGCAAUGGUUCCACAGAAAUUUACAGCAACAAUGUCAACACCAGAUAAGAAAGCCUCACAGAAGAUUGGUUUUCGGUUACGUAACCUACUCAAGCUUCCCAAAGCACAUAAGUGGUGCAUAUAUGAGUGGUUCUAUUCAAAUAUAGAUAAACCACUUUUUGAAGGCGAUAAUGACUUCUGUGUAUGUCUAAAGGAAUCUUUUCCUAAUUUGAAAACAAGAAAAUUAACAAGAGUAGAAUGGGGAAAAAUCAGGCGGCUUAUGGGAAAACCACGGAGAUGUUCUUCUGCAUUUUUUGAGGAAGAGAGAUCAGCAUUAAAACAGAAACGGCAGAAAAUAAGGCUCUUACAACAAAGGAAAGUUGCAGAUGUUUCACAAUUCAAAGAUCUCCCAGAUGAAAUUCCUUUGCCUCUGGUUAUUGGAACCAAAGUUACAGCACGAUUACGCGGUGUCCAUGACGGUCUGUUCACUGGACAGAUAGAUGCCGUGGAUACUUUUAAUGCUACUUAUAGAGUAACUUUUGAUAGGGCGGGGCUUGGAACUCAUACCAUCCCUGACUAUGAAGUUCUUAGUAAUGAGCCUCAUGAGACGAUGCCAAUUGCUGCCUUUGGACAAAAACAGCGGCCUUCUCGAUUUUUUAUGACCCCGCCACGGUUACAUUAUACUCCUCCUCUCCAGUCACCAAUUACGGAUAAUGAUCCUUUAUUAGGACAGUCACCUUGGAAAAGUAAAAUUUCUGGCUCUGACACUGAAACAUUAGGUGGUUUUCCAGUAGAAUUCCUUAUUCAAGUGACCAAAUUAUCCAAAAUUCUCAUGAUUAAAAAGGAACAUAUCAAGAAAUUAAGGGAAAUGAACACAGAAGCAGAAAAACUGGAUUAUGGAAUUUUAAAUUUGAAAAUGACUUCGAAUUGUCUAACUCAUCCUCUUCAUUUUAUGGAAUUGGAAACUGAAGACCAGAGACAUCAGAAAUCAUAUUCCAUGCCUAUUGGCAUUGAAUUUCAGCGGAGAUAUGCAACAAUUGUUCUAGAACUUGAACAGCUGAACAAGGACCUAAACAAAGUUUUGCAUAAAGUUCAACAGUACUGUUACGAGCUUGCUCCAGACCAGGGGCUCCAGCCUGCAGACCAGCCAACAGACAUGAGACGGCGCUGUGAGGAGGAAGCACAGGAGAUUGUUCGGCAGGCAAACUGCUCGACAGGACAGCCCUGCGUGGAAAAUGAAAACCUGACAGACUUAAUCUCCAGGCUUACAGCUAUUUUAUUACAAAUUAAGUGUCUAGCAGAAGGAGGAGACCUGAAUUCCUUUGAAUUCAAAUCACUUACAGAUUCAUUAAAUGAUAUCAAGAGUACAAUAGAUGCUUCUAAUAUCAGUUGCUUUCAGAAUAAUGUAGAAAUCCAUGUUGCACAUAUUCAGAGUGGCCUGAGCCAGAUGGGAAACUUACAUGCCUUUGCAGCAAAUAACACCAACAGAGACUGAGUAGAAGAUUUAAUUAUUCCAACUGUAUAGGACAUCGUUUUUGAGACAUUCUUUUCCUUUAUAGGCUUACAACACCAAAUAACCUAACUGCUAGAAAACAAGGGAAAUUUAAAUCUCCAAGUAAUGCAUUUCAAUAUACUGUACUGCUUCUUAAACCAGCAUUACUGACCAGCAUUAUAUUUAUUUUUCUUUUAUUAUUCAGAUGUAGUAGCAUUGCUUAUGUUACAUAUAUCUAUUAGCAAGUAUUUUUAAACUGAAAAUGUCUGAACAUAAUAUAGUUUCAUGGAAGAAUACAUUGACCAUUUUUUUUAAUGUACAUGAAUUCAACCCAACACAUGCAGACAACUACUGCAAUGGAGAACAUGAAGAAACAUGGUCUUCUUGUGCAUAUCGGUGGCAAUGUGGAAAUUCAUCUGGAAAAUUACAACUCCAGUUGAUUUAGUUGAUCACCAUCUCAGUCUUCAAAAGAUAAUAUCAUGAGGUGUGGGAAGUCCUGGUUUUAAGGAAGCCACUGGAAUAUAGAUGGGAAAUAUGGACUUUACAAGUAUAUAUGGUAUAUACUUGCAAUGUGACAUGGUUCUGUAGAUCAUUUUAUAAUAAUAUUUUAAUUUAUCAUAAUUUAUAAAAGAAACCUUUGUUGUUUGUUGAAAGAAAAUGAAGGAGCAGGAAAAAAGAUUACUGCAAAAUGCUAAAUUUCAGCAAAUGGAUUUGGCAUGUCUUUUCCCGUUGAUUCAGGGCAAAAUGUGCUAUUGUUAUGAGAUUUAUAUUUAAAAAAAAAAAUGAUAACACACUAUUUUCAUAUUUUUUGUUUAUUUGCACAACUUUUAAACCAGAUUACUGGUUAAAAUCCAACAGUACACAAUUUAUAAAGUAAAAAGAUUUUAUAAGGAAAACAAAUACAAUAACUAGUGCCAUGAAAUGCAGAAGAAAGGUUUGUUUU